Messenger RNA from Schistocerca cancellata (South American locust), 1651 nucleotides. RefSeq lists its product as uncharacterized. Bases 571 to 1635 code for a protein of 354 amino acids. The record is from RefSeq and is a predicted model, not a curated record. Gene Ontology annotation, molecular function: nucleic acid binding. NCBI's taxonomy places the organism in Eukaryota, Metazoa, Arthropoda, Insecta, Orthoptera, Acrididae. The transcript is spliced from 2 exons.
AUAGUCUGUCUGUAAAAUGAAGAGCGAGCAGCGCCUUUGGUGGGGGAAGUGGCCUUUCCCGGAAGAACGCUGCCACUGGCCUACAGGGCCACCCAAAAUCAGUUGCCCUGUUACCCGUCUAGCGGUGUAGUUCAGCGUGCAGUGAUAUACUGAUAUACGUCGUUUCUGUUUGUGGAAUCUUUGUUGCCAGCGUCAGUCAGUUGACUUUGUGUACUCACUGAUAUACUUCAGUAUCCCGAAGUGAUGGAUAAUCGCCCUGCAUUGCAAGAAAAUGUGCGGAAUACGAAGAAGAGGAGGUAUUUGCGGAGUAACGAGCGUUCGAUCGUCUCUAACGUUAUUACAGCGUGUGUUAAGGAGGCAACACAAAAAUAACUGUUGGUUAACAUUAACAGCCCCAAUCAAAGGGCUGCAGUUUAUGCAAACGUCAGCCUCGCCACUAUAGGACGCAUAAGGAAGGAACGUGAAAACAAGCCGCAUGGUUUACUGGAAUCGCCGCGAAGGAAAACUGAUAAUUUAGGGAGGAAACCCAUCGUCAUAGACAGUUUCACAAAAUCAGUCAUUCGACAAACGAUGGAGGACUUUUACAUAAACCAAAAAAUAGUGCCGACAUUACGGAAAUUGCUUAAUGCCGUGAAACAAAAAAUACAUUUUCCUUGGCAGAAAGAUGUUUUACACAAGACAUUGCGUGAAAUGGGAUUUACCUGGAAAAGAUCUGUAAGUAAACGAAAGAUUCUCGUAGAAAGAACGGAUAUAAUUGACUGGCGAUGUAAGUAUCUGAUCCAAGUGAGGAAAUUAAGGGAGCUAGGCAGAAAAUUCUUUUAUAUUGAUGAAACUUGGGUGGACAAUAACAUUACUUACAGAAAAUGUUGGCAGGGCCCUGGCGUUGAGGGCAUUAUGGACAAUGUUAGCGGAAGCAAUAGGAUUAUAGUGGUGAAUAUUGGAUCAAAAGAUGGGUUCUUACCCAACGCACAGUCGGUUUAUAAAGCGGGUUGUGCAACAGGAGACUACCAUGGGCAAAUGAACUACGAAAAUUUUUCUAAUUGGAUAUCGAAUAAAGUGAUUCCGAAUCUGCCACCGAACUGUGUUAUUGUUAUGGACAACGCUUCAUAUCACAACAAGGAACACAACAAAGCUCCAACUAGGUCCUCGAAUAAAAGCGAAAUGAUUGAAUGGUUAUUAAAAAAUAAGGUGGAAGCUGAGUUGACAAUGAGAAAAACAAAAUUAUUUGAUUUAAUUAAACAACAUAAGCCGGAAGACAAAGUAUUUGAAAUUAAUAAAAUACUUGAAGCCCAUGGACACACUGUGCUGCGACUUCCACCAUACAACUGUGACUUAAAUCCAAUUGAAAUGGCGUGGGCAAAGCUCAAGAAUUUCGUCAGAGGAAGAAAUAUUCUUGGAGAUAUUUGCAUGACGAAGUUGCUGCAGUUGGUGAAAGAAGGUUUUGAAACGAUAAGUCAAGAUGACUGGAGUGCAUACUGCCUCCAUGUGGAGAAACUUGAAAGAGAAUAUUGGGUUAAGGAUGGGGUUAUGGAAGACAUAAUAGACGCUAUAGUUAUUAAUUUAGAAAGUGAUGACGACGAGGACGACGACGACGACGACAGUAAUGAUAGUGACAAUGUUGAUGAUGACCUCUAAAAUACGAUGUAUGUAA